Penicillium griseofulvum is the source of this 441-nucleotide messenger RNA. RefSeq lists its product as uncharacterized. Lineage: Eukaryota; Fungi; Ascomycota; Eurotiomycetes; Eurotiales; Aspergillaceae. The record is from RefSeq and is a predicted model, not a curated record. The coding region runs from base 1 to 441 and encodes 146 amino acids. The transcript is spliced from 4 exons.
AUGAGCGGUUCCAGCGACAACAGAUGGCGGGGUGGACCCAGUCGCCAGGCGUCGCAGCGCAACUCGAAUAACCGUGAUAAAUCAGGAGCACAGGGAAGCGGACGUGAUAACAAUGCUGCUUGGGGCGCAUCCAACCCUCCGCAGGAACAGCAUGUCCCUGUACGGGGCUUCAACGCCGCGGAGGUUAAGAACAUCUUGAAGCCAGGGCCUAAUGAAACCCAAUUCGCGACACCCUACAAAGCUCAUCCUAAAGACGGUGCUACCCAACGAUCUACCGCCUGGGGAGCCAAGGGUAAAAUCCCCAUUCGAACGCAGCCUUCCCUUGAACAAACAGUAACCAUAUCCACAGCGCACCACAUGGCGAAUGGGAGAGACUUCUUCUUAGAGCUUCGAAAACAGAUUGCUACACUGCAGCGAAAUGGCCCCCCUGCCGGCGGCUGA